Molecule: messenger RNA, 2809 nt
Organism: Camelus dromedarius (Arabian camel)
Lineage: Eukaryota; Metazoa; Chordata; Mammalia; Artiodactyla; Camelidae
Gene: TFAP2C
Product: transcription factor AP-2 gamma
Exons: 7
Coding region: 223-1575 (450 amino acids)
Biological process (GO): regulation of cell population proliferation; regulation of transcription by RNA polymerase II; anatomical structure development
Cellular component (GO): nucleus
Molecular function (GO): RNA polymerase II transcription regulatory region sequence-specific DNA binding; DNA-binding transcription factor activity, RNA polymerase II-specific
Source: RefSeq, a predicted model, not a curated record
GCGGCUUCCCGGGUCCCCAGCAGAGGCCUCUACACCCGCGUCGGCAGCAUCCACAACCGCAGAGCCACCGAUGCGCGUCCAGUGACCCGGACAGCUAGGCCCGCGCGCGGCGGGGGCGGCGGCAGACGCCUGGCCACCGUGACUCCAAUUUUGGAUUUACCGCUCGGGGGGUGGGGGGAACCUGGAUUUAACUGGCGGCUGUUUUGGGGGACGCCGGACGCCAUGUUGUGGAAAAUAACCGAUAAUGUCAAGUAUGAAGAGGACUGCGAGGAUCGCCACGACGCGAGCAGCAAUGGGAACCCGCGCCUCCCUCACCUCUCUUCCGCCGGGCAGCAUCUCUACAGCCCCGCGCCGCCCCUCUCCCAUACUGGAGUCGCCGAAUACCAGCCACCACCCUACUUUCCACCUCCCUACCAGCAGCUGGCUUACUCGCAGUCCACCGACCCCUACUCGCACCUGGGAGAAGCGUACGCGGCUGCCAUCAACCCCUUGCACCAGCCGGCGCCCACCGGCAGCCAGCAGCAGGCCUGGCCUGGCCGCCAGAGUCAGGAGGGGGCUGGCCUGCCGUCGCACCACGGGCGCCCGGCCGGCUUGUUACCCCACCUCUCCGGGCUGGAAGGUGGCGCCAUGAGCGCCCGCCGGGAUGCCUACCGUCGCUCGGACCUGCUGCUGCCCCACUCGCACGCCUUGGAUGCUGCGGGCCUGGCCGAGAACUUGGGACUGCACGACAUGGCGCACCAGAUGGAGGAGGUGCAGAAUGUCGACGACCAGCACCUACUUCUGCACGAUCAGACAGUUAUUCGCAAAGGUCCCAUUUCAAUGACCAAGAACCCCCUGAGUCUCCCUUGUCAGAAGGAGCUGGUGGGGGCUGUAAUGAAUCCCAGUGAGGUCUUCUGCUCUGUCCCUGGAAGGUUGUCUCUCCUCAGUUCUACAUCGAAAUACAAAGUGACAGUCGCUGAAGUCCAGAGGCGACUGUCCCCACCUGAGUGCUUAAAUGCCUCAUUACUGGGAGGUGUUCUCAGAAGAGCCAAAUCUAAAAAUGGUGGCCGGUCUUUGCGGGAGAAGUUGGACAAGAUUGGGUUGAAUCUUCCAGCCGGCAGACGGAAAGCUGCCCACGUAACCCUCCUGACAUCCUUAGUAGAAGGUGAGGCUGUUCAUUUGGCUCGGGACUUUGCCUAUGUCUGUGAAGCAGAAUUUCCUAGUAAAUCCGUGGCCGAGUAUUUAACCAGACCUCAUCUGGGAGGACGGAAUGAGAUGGCGACUAGGAAGAACAUGCUACUGGCCGCACAGCAAGUGUGUAAAGAAUUCACAGAACUUCUCAAUCAAGACCGAACUCCCAACGGGAACAACCGGCCCACCCCGGUCCUGGAGACCAACAUCCAGAGCUGCUUGUCUCAUUUCAGCCUGAUCACCCACGGCUUCGGCAGCCAGGCCAUCUGUGCCGCGGUGUCUGCUGUGCAGAACUACAUCAAAGAAGCCCUGAUAGUCAUAGACAAAUCCUAUAUGAAUCCUGGAGACCAGAGUCCCGCGGAUUCUAGCAAAACCCUGGAGAAGCUGGAGAAGCACAGAAAAUAAAACGGGGUGAACAAGGGCUGAAGAGUCGGGAAGGAACAGGACUCCAAAAUCAUCCUCCACCAGGACAGGCUGGGAACCCCUCCUGACUAGGGGACAGAGUUUGUUACCCACCUUCCCAUUAAAAGGCCUCUGUUGAUGACCGGACGUUCGCGGGCCCUCCUGGAUUCCUUAGUGUUUCUCUAGCGCGGAAGUGUCUCCUUAACUCUGGACGAGCUAUCAGAAGGUGACAAGUGCUGGUUCUUGACCCAUUAAGCUUAAAUUUUAUUUUAUUUUUUUGAACCCCCAUUCUUCCUUUCUCUGAAAGUGGUGCUACAAGUUUUCGAAGCUUUUAAAUAAAUCCCCUGGGCUAACAAAAACCCUCACAUACUCAGCUGUUGAAACGUCAGAUUGAUGGGAUUCAGAUCAAUGAUAACUUUCAGUGUUGAGGUAAAAGUAUUUGUCGCUUCUUCAGAUCUCCUCCUACCUGCUGUCAGGGGCAAGGGUGCAGCUCACUUAGCAUCUGGUUAAUAGGCGGUAUCUGACACACUUUAAACCCCUCGCUCAAAGGGGCCCUUUGGGUUUUACGAAACUUGUAGAAACAAAGCCUGCUGAUGAUUUUAUGUUUUUCUUUAAAAAAAAAAAAAAACUUCGAAAGUUAACUCUUCAAAUAGGAGACUCUUUGAAAUGACAUGUUCCUUUAAGUACAGAAGCUUUAUUUUGCAUAUUUAUUUCACAUCUUGGUGUUUUGAGGAAACUUGAAAAGGGUAGGCAUGGAGCUUUUGUUGUUGUUAUUGGUUGCUGUCUGUCAUCCCCAAGUCCCGGAGGAGGCUCUGUAUUUUGAGAAACUUUGUUGAGUGUACAGAUUUUAUUUAUGCAUAAUUUAAUGGGGUCUGUAAAUAUGGGUGCACUUCUUAUGACUUUUUGAGAAAUAGGAUUCAAUUUUAAUAUAACUUUUAAAGGUGACGGGGUAAUUCUAAGACGCAUCUCUAGGUUUUACUCAUAUGUGCACAGAGUAUAAAGAGUUAAGAGGAUCCUGAGCUCUGUUCUCCACUUGGAAGGCUGUUUAAUUGAAGCUUUCUGGUCACUGAAGCAAUAACUGUCUCGUUCCUGUCGGGCUGACCCUGAAGAUGAGUGUGAGGUGCACAGUGUGUGUGUGUGGGUGAAAUGGAGUUUUUGGUAUUGAGCUCCUCGCCUGUAAACGUUCCCAAAAGAAUUGUUGUGUAUACAAAAGCUGUAUAAUAAAAAGUAUUCUCGA